Molecule: messenger RNA, 2684 nt
Organism: Scatophagus argus
Lineage: Eukaryota; Metazoa; Chordata; Actinopteri; Scatophagidae
Gene: slc2a15b
Product: solute carrier family 2 member 15b
Exons: 13
Coding region: 477-1913 (478 amino acids)
Biological process (GO): monosaccharide transmembrane transport
Cellular component (GO): membrane
Molecular function (GO): hexose transmembrane transporter activity
Source: RefSeq, a predicted model, not a curated record
CCGCUUGGCUCAUGUGAGGGCUGAUGGACCGGGAAAAAACGAUUCACGGGAUGGGCUUGCUCUGCGAUGCGCUCCGGUGAUUGGAGAUUGGGAGUUUGACAAGCUUGUUAAUUCCGCCCAUCAACACGACGCACCUCCUCUCUGUCACACGAGCAUGGCUGAAAACUACAAGCGUGGAUGUUCAGAGAGAGAAAAGUUUGGAAAGUUGUGCAGAUAAGCUGUUUCUCAUCUCGAACCCGCAGAAUAUACAGUGAGUAUCUAUUCAUUACUUAAAUGGCGGAGGAACUUCUACUGGAAAACCAAGCAAAGAUCAGCACGAGCCUCAGGCCCUCAAUGGCAAAGGAUCUGUCCUCUUCAGAUUAGAGGAGACAGGAGACUGCUGCCUGAGGAUUUCAAAGCACACAGACUCAGGAACACUUCAGCACCUUACGAAGUCUCUGCUGGCGGCGGCUUUUCUGGCUUCAUUCGGCAGCUCCAUGCUCUAUGGCUACAAUUUGGCAGUCGUCAACUCUCCUGCACUGUACAUUAAAAACUUCUACAAUGAGACUCUGUCAGAAAAUUACAACUGGACUCCAGAUGAGGAACUCCUCACCGUCUUGUACUCCCUCACUGUGUCGAUCUUUGCCAUUGGAGGGAUGUUCGGGUCCCUGUUGGUUGGCAGACUUGUCACCAAAUAUGGAAGGAAAGGGACCCUGGUGAGAACCACUGUGCUGGUGUUUAUAGGAGGAGCUCUCAUGGGCUUCAGCAGAGCCUGCAGAAUGCCUGUGAUGGUCGUCAUUGGACGCUUCAUUACAGGAAUACACUCAGGUAUCUCUCUCAGUGUGGUGCCGAUGUACCUCGGUGAGAUCGCUCCCAAGAACCUGCGAGGCUUUCUGGGCCUUGUUCCCAGCAUUCACAUUUGUCUCGGUGUCUUCAGCGCUCAGGUCCUGGGACUUUCUGAACUGCUGGGAAAGGAAGAGCACUGGCCUUUGCUCCUGUCCCUGGUGGUGUUUCCCACCAUGAUCCAGCUGGUGCUGUUGCCAUGGUUUCCAGAGAGUCCGCGGUACUUGUUAAUAGAGAAGGGAAAUGUUCACGCAACCAUCGCAGCCCUGAAGUGGUACCGCACUAAAGGAGACAUCCAGGCGGAGGUUGAGGAGAUGCAGGAGGAACAGCGCUCUUUGUCCUCCAUCCAGACCAUCUCGAUCUGCGGAUUGCUCACGGACCGCUGUGUGCGCUGGCAGGUCAUCACAAUCGCGGUGGUCAACAUUGGCAUGCAGCUGUCCGGAAUUGAUGCAAUCUGGUUCUACACAAAUGACAUAUUUAAGAAUGCAGGAAUCCCACAACCGUACAUUCAGUACACCACAGUGGGAACUGGUGCCAUUGAGGUCAUCUCUGGGAUGCUUGGGUGUUUUACUAUCGAGCGUCUGGGCAGAAGACCUCUGAUGAUUGGUGGCUUCUUCUUCAUGGGAGUGUGUUGUGUUGGGAUCACAGUGUCUGUCCUUUUCCAGGCACAGCUGUCCUUCCUGCGUUACAUCAGCGUGGGCUGUGUUGUUGGGAUUAUUGCUGGCUUCUGCAUAGGUCCAGCUGGUGUGCCUUUCCUGAUCACCGCGGAGCUCUUCAAGCAGUCUCACCGACCGGCUGCCUACACUGUGGCCGGUUGCCUCAACUGGCUGUCCAACUUCACCAUCGGCUUCGUUUUUCCCUUCUUGGAGAUCGCGACAGGUCCUUACUGUUACCUGAUCUUCUGUACAAUCUGCUUCGGAGUGGCCGUCUACACCUUCUUCAUUAUUCCUGAGACCAAGAACAAAACCUUUAUGGAGAUCAGCCAAAUGUUUGCUGCCAAGAACAGCGUCCUCAAAGAAGAGCUAACACCUAAAGGUCACCUCAAAAUGACUAUGAUGAACGGCUAUGGAACUCUUGACCAAGUAAAAUAAGGAGGGAGCAUUUAGAUCCCCAUGUACACAAUGGUUUCCUCUCUCGGUCUAAAGUAGCCGUAGCAAAGAUAAAAGGAGGAACCUCUGUGGACUCGAGGAGAUCUUCGACUCCAUGUGAAAACUAUUAAGAUCGAUCCUUGCCGACAAUCCUACGCACAACGAGAAAAAUAUGUUUGUCUCAUGGGACAGUUGACACUUUCUACAUGCACGAUUGCUGUUUUAACGGUUCCAUCAAAGUAUAGCUCCUGUACGUUAUGUAAGACAGAGUUCACACGGUCAUGCAUUUCACAUCAACCAUCAGUGACGUUUUAAUCCCUUUCUCGGUAUCUUAAAGCAUUUUAUGCGAACUGGGUUGGUUUCUCACAGUGCUCUUAUGUUUUAAUCUCCGCAUUACCUUCACUUCUUUUUGAACAUUCCCCACAAUCGCUUUAUUGUUCAUAUUCAGUGCUGACUGCCAUUCUUUUGUUUGUUCUUCUUGACCAACUUAAGCUUGUGUUUGUUUUGUCUCAUUUAUCUUUCAUUCUCUUUGUUUCUCUUUUUACGCAAGAGAGCUGGAUAUCGUGGCUACUGUAGUAGUCAUUUCAUACAAAACUGUCCAAAUAUGAAUAUGCCCAUGUAUGUAGCUUGUUAAAGAGUUAUAUUUUAUCAAUAUAUCACAUCAGAAUAGCUGUACAAGCUUAUUGAGUCAUUUUUUUAAACUAUCCUGUGUUUUGCAGUGUCUGUGGUGGAGUCAGAGACAAUGUGAGAUAUAAAAUAAAGUGAAAUCUGUUC